GAACUAUGAGUUUAUUAAUAAAUAAUCAUGAAUCCAUAACCUAGAAGAUUUUCAGUAUUUUCACAUAUUAUCUGACUGACAUAUCUAUCUACCGGUUGGCGGUGGGAUGAUAUAGUAAAUCUGUUUAGUCAUCCAUUACCAUUACUGUAAUAGUGUAACACUAGCAAUAGUUGUGAUAUACGAAAUUGUGUGUUGUGCAAUCAUGAAGAAAGUGAUAAUUUUAACAAUAACUAUAUUUUUAACUCAUCUAGCAGACUCGGCAUUUCCGAAUUUUUACCCAAAACUAGCUGUAGAGCCGAUUACAGACGAUCCUGGGGUUCCCCUGAUACUGACACCUCUUAUAGAACAAAACAAAAUAGCGGAAGCUGUUGCAGCUGCCAAAGUAUAUUUUAACGGAUUUAAGAAAAUUGAGAGCUACUCCGGAUAUUUUACUGUUGAUAAAAUCUUUGGUUCAAAUUUAUUUUUCUGGUUUUUGCCGGCUGCGAACGAUUACGAAAACGCCCCGGUCGUGUUAUGGCUACAGGGUGGACCAGGAGCAUCUUCGUUGAUCGGGCUUUUUGCAGAAAAUGGCCCGUUUAUAGCAAAAUCUAAGAAAGGAUUGAAACUCAGACCUUAUCCCUGGAGUUCUACUCAUUCUAUGAUAUAUAUUGAUAGCCCAGCUGGCACUGGAUAUAGUUUUACUAACGGUGGAUUCGCCCAAAAUGAAACUAAGGUUGGACAAGAUCUGUAUAGUGCUCUUACUCAGUUUUUUACCAUGUUUCCCAAUCUUCAGAAAAACGAGUUUUAUGUUACUGGGGAGUCUUAUGGAGGAAAAUAUGUCCCGGCUAUUUCGUAUACUAUCCAUAAAAAUAAUCCAGAUGCAAAGUUGAAAAUAAAUCUAAAAGGACUGAGUAUUGGAAACGGUUUGUGCAAUCCAGAAUUCCAGUUAAAUUACGGAGAUUAUUUAUAUCAAUUAGGACUGAUUGAUUUAAGUGGUCAACAAAUUUUUAAGGAAAAGGAAAAAGAAGCUGUCACAUAUAUCCAGAAUAAACAAUUUGAUAAAGCAGCUGAUGUCUUCGAUGACCUCUUAGAUGGCGAUUUCCACAACCGUUCAUCAACAUUCAAAAAUAUCACAGGUUUUACCAACUAUUUCAACUUUUUGUAUCCCACUGAUCCCAACAAUCUAGAAAUACAAGAAGCUGCGAAAUAUCUUCAGAGAGACGACGUACGCGCUGUUAUUCACGUCGGUAAUACCUCAUUCGGUGCUACCUCGUCCGAAGUCGAAAAGAAUUUGAAGAAUGACAUCAUGCAGAGCAUAGCUCCCUGGCUCACAGAACUUCUUAACAACUACAGGGUUCUAAUCUACAACGGUCAGUUGGAUAUCAUCGUCGCGUAUCCUCUAACGGAGAACUUCUUGAGAAACCUCGAUUUUAACGGCGCUGACCAGUACAAGACAGUGCAAAGGUAUCCUUGGUAUGUCGGUAGCGAUGUUGCUGGGUAUGUUAAACAAGCAGGGAAUUUGACUGAAGUGCUGGUGCGAGACGCCGGGCAUAUGGUUCCGGCGGAUCAGCCUCAGUGGUCUUUUGAUCUUAUCAAUAGGUUUACCAGGAAUAAACCUUUUCAUAGAACCUAAUUACCGAUGGAAUCAUUCACGAACUAGUAUUUUUAGUUCAUUAUCUUCUUAUUCAAUUAUAAAGAUUUUUCAGCUUUGUAGGACACUAGUACAGUCUGAAAUAUUUUAAGGGACUAUAUAUUUUUGAUCAUUCACCUAUUGCAACGCCUUUAUCUAAUGAUCUUGUAAUGUUUUUUUUAUAUUAAUGAUAAACAACAAGUUGUUCAACAACAUGUUCAUCUGAUAAUGUCUAUAAUAAAAUCAAUGCAAGUGUCUACAGACUUGCGUCACAGUGAGCUAAACAGAUUUACAAUAAUGAUUAGGUUUGAAUGAUUAGAAAAAAUGUAAAAAACAUUUAAUUUUUCUGAUAUUAUCAUUUGUAAGACUGUGAAAUACAUAUUUGAUACUUUUUUAAGGAUAUUCUAAUAAGAUAUUUUGAUAUUUUAUUAAUACGUUCAAAUUUUGUGUUAGAAAUAAAUUAAAUAAAUAAAGAUUAAGUUACUUUUA
Diabrotica balteata is the source of this 2098-nucleotide messenger RNA. Lineage: Eukaryota; Metazoa; Arthropoda; Insecta; Coleoptera; Chrysomelidae. The record is from the annotation of a GenBank genome assembly.